ACAGUCGUGACAGAAAGAUAACCAAACAUUAAGGAUUUUUUUAAUUUUUAAUGGAAAUAUGAUUUUAUAAUGAAAUAUCAACAACAUCUUUAGAAGAAGUACAAUGAACUCCCUCACUAGAAUUUUUUCCAAAAUAAUACUUGAUGGACCCCCUGUACCUGCUGUCCUCAGUUCCAUAAGGUUUAAACAUGUAGAAUAUCCUGCGAAUGGUGUUAAUUAUAGGAGGAAAAUACACUAUCCUGAGAAGUAUACUGUUAAACCUCUAGAUGUUACAAACCUAGCCGGAAGAGAUCCAGUUACUGGUAAAUUAGUAAUUAAGGGUCUAGGAGGAGGAAUCAAACACAAAUAUCAUUGGAUUGACUGGAAACGUGUAGGUCCUAAGGAAGGACCUCCCUUAGAAGAACGUGUUAUAAAGAUAAUGGAAGAUGGAUGUCGUUCUGCAAAUAUUGCCUUGGUUGCAUCCGGUUCGAAAAUGCGGUACAUAUUGGCUACAGAGAAUAUGAAACCUGGAGAUAUAAUAAAAACAUCUUGUCAUAUUCCAAGAAUACCAGUAAGAGCAAAUGAAGGAGAUGCUUAUCCCUUAGGAGCACUACCAGUUGGAACACAGAUACAUUGUGUUGAAAAAUACCCAGGUCUUGGAGGGUUUUUGGUGCAUGCUGCAGGAACAUUUGCUACAAUCCUCAGAAAAGCAGAUAAACGGGUUAUUAUAAUGAUGCCAAGCAAAAAAGAAUUCAGUCUACCAGAAAUAUGCAUGUGUACUGUUGGUAGGAUUGGAAAUAUACAACACUCCUCAAUACCUAUAGGUUCACCCCAAAGAUUGAGGGAAUUAGGAUUCAGGCCUAGAUCUGGUUUAUGGCAAAGGAAAAGUGGAAGGCAUGGAAGAAAAUUGAGGAGACCUCCCCCAGUGAAGGAAAUCGAAUUGAAAGAUAAGGACGAAGAAAUUAUUCAGUUGACUUAUCCUUCGAAAUUUGUUAAGACUUUAUGUGCACAAUUUCAAUAUUAAAACAAAAAUCAAUAGUUA
This is a messenger RNA of Coccinella septempunctata (seven-spotted ladybird), 1021 nucleotides long. RefSeq names its product 39S ribosomal protein L2, mitochondrial (gene mRpL2). Gene Ontology annotation, biological process: cytoplasmic translation. The coding region runs from base 104 to 1003 and encodes 299 amino acids. Gene Ontology annotation, cellular component: ribosome. Lineage: Eukaryota; Metazoa; Arthropoda; Insecta; Coleoptera; Coccinellidae. The transcript is spliced from 2 exons. Gene Ontology annotation, molecular function: structural constituent of ribosome; RNA binding. The record is from RefSeq and is a predicted model, not a curated record.